This is a messenger RNA of Carassius gibelio (silver crucian carp), 2931 nucleotides long. Its product is annotated as kyphoscoliosis peptidase-like. The record is from RefSeq and is a predicted model, not a curated record. The coding region runs from base 95 to 2668 and encodes 857 amino acids. The transcript has 6 exons. NCBI's taxonomy places the organism in Eukaryota, Metazoa, Chordata, Actinopteri, Cypriniformes, Cyprinidae.
UUGCAUCGAAAAUUACAAGCACUCCUCUGGUCAACAAGCUCUAUAAUUUUUGCAUUUAUCAUUCAGCUCUAGAGCCUAAACAGCAAAGGACAAGAUGUGUUUUAAAAUGUGUUUUAAGAUAAAAUGCUUUAAUUGCUUCCACACUAAACGCAAUGACCGCCACAGCAAUAAAAUGACCAACAGCAACUCCAAGGCAUCAGGGGAGUCCCCUGUAAAUACUCUAGCCUCACAGCCAAACCUGAGACAUGAGCAACAAAGCAAACAAGACUGCAGUGAAACUGUGAAGACAACUGGAUCCAAACGAGGACAGGCUGAAGGUAUCCCAAAGGAAGAUGUUGUUGUGCUUAAAGAGUGGAGUUUUAAGACCAGUGAGUCAUCAAUCACUAAUGGCAAAACAGGUCAAAUGACAGCAAGACCUCAACCAGUCAAUGCAAAAGAGCCAAUCAAGAUCUUUGUGUCUGAAAAGGGGGACAUGAUGGAUAGAAAUGACUCACUGGAUAGGUCACUGGAUAAACGCAGAGAAAGCAACGAAAAUAGUACUAAUAGAUUAAAGAGGAAGAACACAAUGACCCAAGAGAAAGACUCAAGGAAAUCAUCAACCACUUCCUCAAAAAAACUAACAUUAAACAGGCCCAGAAGAAAACUAAAAAAGGACCUAAUACCGAACCCUGAGGUCUUCCACAAGAUUGACACACAUGCAAUCAACGCUGGAAGAGAACUCAGAAUCAAGAAGAUCUUUUCGGUGCAAGCAAUCACCAAGACAAUCACAGAGGGGGCAUGUAGUGAUUUAGACAAACUACGUGCCAUCUGGAUCUGGCUUUGCCACAACAUUGAGUAUGAUGUGAAUGGCCUUCUGGGCUUUUCUGAGAUGGUUUACUCUCCUGAGCAGGUCAUUUCGACUGGACGAGCUGUGUGCUCUGGUUACUCCAGCGUCUGUUUACAGAUGUGCAGGGAAGCUGGUAUUGAGUGCAGAGAGGUGUCAGGCUACGGUAAAGGUGCAGGUUACCGGCCGGGUAAGAGUUACAAGAACACAGAAUCCAACCACAGCUGGAAUGCAGUGUGUCUGGAAGGACAGUGGUACCUGUUGGAUGCCUGCUGGGGCGCUGGAUAUGGGGACCUAGACAACAGAGCCUUUAUAAAGAGAUAUGAAGAGUACUACUUUCUGACCGAUCCAGAGACCUUCAUCGACUGUCACUAUCCUGAGGAAGAGGAGUGGCAGCUAUUGGAAAGCCCCAUUAAGGUUGAAGAGUUUGAUAAGAGGGUGCUGAAAAAGCCUGACUUCCACAAACUAAACUUAAUUCUCAAUCACCCUAAAAACUUCCUUAUAAUUACAGAGAACGGCGAGGCGACGGUAUCGAUGAGUUUCCCUCAGCUCGUCCAUUUCACCUAUCGGAUUUCCCAGCUCAGCGGCAAAAAACCACAAGAAGUGAGCAAAUCCAUCGGCUUUCUCACCAGCACGCAGCAGAGCAUGAAGCUACGCCUCAUGCCCCCAAAGCCUGGCACGUAUGAGCUCGAGCUUUUUGCUCGAGCUGGAAACGCAACCAAAACAUACAACUGGAUCUGUUCCUUCCAGCUGGAAUGUCCAUCACCCAAGACCUCAGAAGAGCUGCCCGAGAAUCCCCAUGUGUGCUGGGGCCUGCAACCAGAUGCAACGAGUUUAGGACUCGAGCAUUGCAAUUAUGGGAAUGACAUAAUUUCACUAGAGUCUGGAUCCUUCAGGUUGGUCUUAAAGACUACUAAACCACUUAUGGUGUUGUGUGAACUGAGCCACAAGAACCUGGAUAAGACUUUAGCCAAGAAGUGCUUGGCCAUUCAGACUGAGCCUGACCAACUCACAUGCAGCGUUCUCUGUCCUUACUAUGGUUACUACCGUCUGGCUGUGUUUGUAAGGGACUGGGCGAAUGAAGCAGACAGCUUCGAGAUAGCAGGCAACUUUCUUCUUCACUGCACAGCUGGUAUUGUCAACCUGAAUGAGCUUUUUCCCAGUGGCCUCAACAGUUACUGCGGUCCUGGUAUCAAGACUAUGGAGGCCGGCCUCUUUGAGUUCAGCCAUACAGAAGCUCUAGUUUACACACAGCAAGGAAACUGCGACAUCACCUUCCAAAACCGUAAAGAUAUAGAUCUCCUCUGCGAAUUAACUAAAGAGCAGGGUGAUCAAGCAGCAAGUCAAACCACCAUUUCAAACCAUAUCCUCUUCACUCACAAUGGGAGCAAAGUCACCAUAAGCAUCAACCUACCCGAGUCUGGAGUCUACAAGCUUGGCCUCUAUGGAAAAACAUCAUUAAAACAAAAAUACCCCCUGCUGUGUGAUUACAUCCUGAAGAACACUUCUAUCAACAAGUGGCCUCCAUUUCCACGCAUGUACGGAGCCUGGAAGAAGGGCAGUGUGCUGUUUGAACCUCGUGUGGGACGGCUAGACGCCUCGUCCUGGGUGAAAUUUCGUGUACACGUCCCAGAGGCCCGAAGAGUGAGUGUGCUCAGAGAUGAGAGUGUGGAUCUACAGCUCAGUGAGAGCGGGGUUUGGGAAGGGAAGGCAUUCACAGGCAGAGGACCAGAGCUCCACCUUGCUGCCAGCCUGAGCGAGGCCUCAAAUACUAUGUCCUUCCUGAUGACCUUCAGUGUGGUGGAACCAGAACAUGAGAAAGCAUCUACAGCUCAUGCACAUUAAUAUCAAAAGCAUCUAUGAGGCUAGGCUAUGUCAUGAAGCCCUAUUGUGACUAGUUGUGUCCCAAAUGGCACACUAUAUACUCUGCACCAUCUAGAGUAUGACAUUUAUGAAGGUUAUUUUGUCAUCCAGAUUUGGAGUCUGAUAGACUCCUCCCUUGGCUACGUAACUUGGCGACAGUGCAAUACAUGACAUUUCCAGUAUUUCAUACUUCAUUUUGUUUUAGUUUAUUAAGUGCAUCAUCCUGGUUUUUGAUGUGCACCUUU